GAGGGACCACAACGCAGUGCUAGGGAAAGGGAGUUGAAGUGACCUGGGUGAUUCUGAGUGAGUCGGUCAGGGAGGCCUUCCUGGAGGAGGCUGAGGCCCCGAGGUGUGGCCACCACGACAUAUCAAGCUAUUUCCAGGCUCAGGCCCAGAACUCGAGUAACUCAGCCAGGGUCCCCAUUAGUUCCAGAGGAUGAGACUUCUCCGCAGACGCCACAUGCCCCUGCGCCUGGCCAUGGUGGGCAGUGCUUUUGUACUCUUUCUCUUCAUCCUGCAGAGGGAUGUAAGCAGCAGAGAACAGGCCACAGAGAAACCGUGGCUGAAAUCCUUGGUGAGCCAGAAGGAUCACGUCCUGGACCUCAUGAUGGGGGCCAUGAACAACCUUAAGGAUUCGAUGCCCAAGCUCCAGAUCAGGGCUCCAGAGCCCCAGGAGACACUGGUCUCCACAAACAAGUCCUGCCUCCCUGGGUUCUAUACCCCAGCUGAGCUGAAGCCCUUCUGGGAACGGCCACCACAGGAUCCCAGCAGCCCUGGGGCAGAUGGGAAAGCAUUUCAGAAGAAUAAUUGGACUCCCCUGGAGACCCAGGAAAAGGAAGAGGGCUAUAAGAAGCACUGCUUCAAUGCCUUUGCCAGUGACCGGAUCUCCCUACAGAGGGCCCUGGGGCCAGACACUCGACCCCCUGAAUGUGUUGACCAGAAGUUUCGGCGCUGCCCGCCACUGCCCACCACCAGCAUCAUCAUUGUAUUUCACAAUGAGGCCUGGUCCACGCUGCUGAGAACAGUGUACAGUGUCCUACACACCACCCCUGCCAUCCUGCUGAAGGAGAUCAUACUGGUGGAUGAUGCCAGCACUGAGGAGUAUCUAAAGGAACAACUGGAACAGUACGUGAAGCAACUGCAGAUCGUGAGGGUGGUGCGGCAGGAGAAGCGGAAGGGGUUGAUCACUGCCCGGCUGCUGGGAGCCAGCGUGGCACAGGCAGAGGUGCUUACCUUCCUGGAUGCCCACUGUGAGUGCUUCCAUGGCUGGCUGGAGCCCCUCCUAGCACGCAUCACUGAGGAUGAGACAGCAGUGGUGAGCCCAGACAUCGUCACCAUUGACCUUAACACUUUUGAGUUCUCCAAGCCCGUCCAGAAGGGCAGAGUCCACAGCCGUGGCAACUUUGACUGGAGCUUGACCUUCGGCUGGGAGACUCUACCUCCACAUGAAAGGCAGAGGCGCAAGGAUGAGACCUACCCAAUCAAAUCCCCGACGUUUGCUGGUGGCCUCUUCUCCAUCUCCAAGUCCUACUUUGAGCACAUCGGUACCUAUGAUAAUCAGAUGGAGAUCUGGGGAGGGGAGAACGUGGAAAUGUCCUUCCGGGUGUGGCAGUGUGGGGGCCAGCUGGAGAUCAUCCCCUGCUCUGUUGUAGGCCACGUGUUCCGUACCAAAAGCCCCCACACCUUUCCCAAGGGCACCAAUGUCAUUGCUCGCAACCAAGUGCGCCUGGCUGAGGUCUGGAUGGAUAGCUACAAGGAGAUUUUCUACCGACGAAAUCUGGAAGCAGCAAAGAUGGCCCAAGAGAAAUCCUUUGGUGACAUUUCGGAACGACUGCAGCUGAGGGAGCAACUACACUGUCAUAACUUUUCCUGGUUCCUGCACAACAUCUACCCAGAGUUGUUUGUUCCUGACCUGAAACCCACCCUCUAUGGAGCUAUAAAGAACCUUGGCAUCAAUCAAUGCCUGGAUGUGGGUGAGAAGAACCAUGGAGGGAAGCCCCUUAUCAUGUACGCCUGCCACGGCCUUGGCGGCAACCAGUACUUUGAGUAUACAACCCAGAGGGACCUUCGCCACAACAUUGCAAAGCAGCUGUGUCUACACGCCAAUGCUGGCACUCUAGGCCUUAGGAGCUGUCACUUCACUGGCAAAAACAGCCAAGUCCCCAAGGACGAGGAAUGGGAAUUGAUCCAGGACCAACUCAUCAGGAACUCCGGAUCUGGUACCUGCCUGACGUCUGAGGACAACAAGCCAGCCAUGGCCUCCUGCAAUCCCAGUGACCCCUACCAACACUGGCUCUUCAUCUAGGCCCCAUACCAUCUCCUGUGGGAGUUCCCACAAACCGCUCAGGAAACAGUAUUUUGGGAAACCUGAUGUUUGGGAACCCGCUCAUCAGCUUCUCUAUAUGAUCGGAGUUCUGAACCUAUUUUGGAUGUCAAGGCAGGACCUUCCUACUUCUUGAAACAACAUUGGGCCCAUUUUCUUUUCUCCACAUUGAUGGAAGACACUGUAAAAACACAUAAUACUUGACCUAGAGCUUUCCUUCUGCCCUAGAAACAGAGACUUCCAAAGCAGAGAAAGCUCCUGGGAUAGGACCCAAGGCAGCAAUGGUGAAAUCAAGAAAAGAACCUCCGCAGCCAUGUUUGACUCCUUGGUCAUCUAGAGUACCCACCAAAUUUAGUUACAUAGUAUGUUCUAGCAGAGAUCCCUCUGUUAGAGGUCUAAGAGCAUCUCCCUUGCUAAUAGUAUCCCAAGUUUGUAGAGCCAUUUACGGUUUACAGAAAACACCCUGAUAAUCCUUUAUCUUACUUCAUCUGCACAAUGACUGUAAGUAAGAUAGGACUUGAACCAGCAUGCCCAUUUUACAAAUAAGAUAGCUGAGGCAGAAAGGGGUAAAGGAGGUUGUCUGUAAUCCACAGCUAGUGAAUGGCAGGAGCCAAGACUGAGACUUGAUCUUGAACACUGAAUCAGGAUGCCUUCCACCAUACCACAAGAACACUAAACAACUAGCCACCAGCCUUUCCAUUCUCUUUUCCCUCCAUUCUGAUUAUUUAUGGAUAUCUGGUCUCUAUGAAGUUUAGAACAAUGGAGCCAAGUAGCCACGAAGGAGACCAUACAGCUCAUGGAGCCAGUGAUUCCCAGGUUUUAAUCCCAGAACCCUUUU
Miniopterus natalensis is the source of this 2915-nucleotide messenger RNA. It is a transcript of the gene GALNT6, whose product is annotated as polypeptide N-acetylgalactosaminyltransferase 6. Gene Ontology annotation, molecular function: polypeptide N-acetylgalactosaminyltransferase activity. Gene Ontology annotation, biological process: protein O-linked glycosylation. The record is from RefSeq and is a predicted model, not a curated record. Gene Ontology annotation, cellular component: Golgi apparatus. Lineage: Eukaryota; Metazoa; Chordata; Mammalia; Chiroptera; Miniopteridae.